AUGUAUCUUGCUGUUCUGGUGAUUUUCUUGCAGUGUUCAGAAAUUUACACUCAGGAGAGAGUUUUUACCUUCAACACAGUUGAAAUCAAGGUUCAGCCGUCUGUCAAAGUAAGGAAGGGAACUCCUAUCUCAGUUAUCUGCCAUGCUGAUAUUAGCAAAAGCAGCAAUUUCCAGCUAAAGCAUAAUUUUACAUUUUUUAAGAAUGGCAAGCUUGUGUUCAGGACUGUAUCAGACAGUGAAGAUGCACGAUAUGAAAUACCUGUGACUAGAUCUUCAGAUACAGGAGAGUAUGAAUGUACUGUGGAAGCAGGCGGAAAGACAAAAUCUAGCAACUCCUUACAUGUUUGGAUAACAGGAAUGAACAAGCCAAUCCUGACUGCUGAGAAAAAAGAAGUUUUAGAGGGUGAAGUUGUGAAAUUACGUUGUGAGCUGCCAGAAGAAGAACCUCCUUUAUAUUUCUUUUUCCGAAAGAUAAAGAUCAAUUCAACACCUAAAGAAAAACCUGUAUUUGAAGCAUACCAAAAUUUUUCUGUAGCGGAAUUUUCUGUUGAAGAGGGAGAUAAUAUUUUACAAUUUGAUUGCUUUGGUAGGAGAAGUGUAAAACUUGAAUUUGAAAGCUCAGAACACAGCAACACAACACUUGUUACAGUUAAGGAACCAUUUGUAAAGCCUACCCUGAAGGCUGGGCCCUCAAAUAAUUUUACAGAAGGAGACAGAAUGCAGUUUGAAUGCUCCACUAUGGUAGCCGAAAUGCGUGGCAUAGAAAUCAUACUCCAGAAAAACAAAACAAUACUGAAGAGUGUACGAGACAAGAAACAUUUGAAAUACUAUGCAGUGGCUACUCUAGAGGACAGUGGUGAAUACCUGUGUAAGGUGGAGCAAGGGAGAGCAUCUAAAACCACCAAACUGCGUGUUGUUGUAUCAGAGUUAUUCCCCAAACCAAUAUUGGCUGCGUCUAUGAGUGAGCUGGAUGAAAAUAAAGAAUUAACUUUGAGUUGCAGCAUUAAUGGUUUUCAGGGAGCUAACUUCACUAUAUUACGGAAAAAGUCAAACAGAGACAUCUGGUUGAAAAAGUCUAGAAACGUAACUAUGAGAGUUAAUGUGAAUGAUACAGGAUCCUAUACCUGUAAAGCUGAAGUAAAAGGAAUAGUGAAGGAGAGCAAACCUGUAGUGAUAAAUGUUUACGCUCCAGUCUCUAAGCCAAUUCUUUCCGUUGUCAGCGGUUUACCGGAGGUGGUGUUAGGGAAGCCUCUACAGUUAAUCUGUCGUGCAGUGAUGGGAACACCGCCAAUAACAUUCACGUUCUACAAAGGAAAUAAAGUUCAGAAAAUAGUAACUAAUGACACAUAUGCUACAUUCCUGGAUAAAAAUAUUACGCAAAAUGACAAAAAAGAAUACAAAUGUGGAGCUAGAAAUAAUCACACCAGUGGUAUGAAAACUAGCAAUAUUCUAAACAUCACAGUAAUAGUACCAAUCAAGAAUGCCAGCUUGGGCAGUAUUCCGUAUGGAGAAGUGGAAGAUGGCAGUGAGACUGCUUUUCUCUGCUCUGUGAAAGAAGGAUCUUGGCCAAUCCACUUCAGAUUUUUUAGAAAAACUGAUCAUGAAGUUCUUCUAUUUGAAAAAAGUGAAAAUGCAGACAGACUCAUGUGGCGCAAAGAAGCAAUGAAGAGGCAGGACACGGGGACGUAUUACUGCAUGGCUUCCAAUCGAGCUAAUGUGGAUGUGAAAAGCCGUCCAAUAACCAUCAGUGUCAUCUUGGCGACUUGGCAGAAAGGAGUCAUUGCUGCAUUUGUCCUAAUACCUAUUGCAGGAGCAGUAGCUUUCGCUUUAUGGUGGUUUUUGUUUAAGAAGAAAAAGGCUAAAAGACCGUCCAUGGAGAUGUCUGGUUCUGCCUUAGCCACAAGCUUGACAAGUGAAAAACUGACAGGUCCGCACAGUGAUGGAGACUACUAUUCAGGAUCAGGUUACAUUGAAGAUAGUGAAAAUCACAUGAAAUCAACAGAUGAGAGUAAAGGACCUGACCUUGAGAGUGCUGAGGUGGAGUACACUGAAGUUGAAGUAUCGACGCUUGAUCUUCACAGAGCUCCUGUACAGAAGGGGACUGAAACAGUUUAUAGUGAAAUCAGAAAAGCUAUUAAUGAUUCUGUGGAAAACAGGCAUUCUAGAAUACAAGGGCAUCCUGAUGCUACUUAGAACAAUCAUCUCAAAGAUCAGCUGGGAGAAGAAAACAAGCCAAGAUGGAAGAUGUUGCAACUGUUUCAGAAGCUCUGCAGCACUUAUUUAUGAGUUUGCCAGGCUCUUCUUUUCAAAGUUUAUUUCCUUAGCGGGAACAAUAGAUAUGUUCCUAAAUCAUUCAAUGGAAAAAAUUACAAAUGAAAAUUCCUAUAGGAAAGUGGCUCUAGGAACCGCUGACCUAGGUUCUCAUCUUUAAUUUCUCCUGCUAAUGCAAUUUUGCCUUUCUAACUUCCAGUUCAUCACACUCUGAGGAAAUAAAAGGGGAAGCUAUAGCUGAGGAAGUUCAUUUCUACAGUGCAGUAACUACUGUGAUACCAGCAGGAUCUAGAAAUGCCUAAGCUUGCUUUAAACUAGCUAACUUGGUUGUCAUUAACACUACUGUGGCAGAAGAGGGCUCAGCACAGCUCCACCAGCCGUGUAUAUACUUUGCCAUGAUUUUGCAGCUUGUGCUGAGCUCCCUGUGCUGCAGCAGCUGGACUGCUAC
Molecule: messenger RNA, 2719 nt
Organism: Apaloderma vittatum (bar-tailed trogon)
Lineage: Eukaryota; Metazoa; Chordata; Aves; Trogoniformes; Trogonidae
Gene: PECAM1
Product: platelet/endothelial cell adhesion molecule 1
Exons: 16
Coding region: 1-2193 (730 amino acids)
Biological process (GO): cell surface receptor signaling pathway
Molecular function (GO): transmembrane signaling receptor activity
Source: RefSeq, a predicted model, not a curated record